CGUCACCUCUAGCGUCAUCAGUCAGCGUGGGUCUCCCGAGCGAUUCACCUACAGUUCAGCAUUUUCAAAGUGCUUUACCAAUAAAUGCUGGAAUGUUCCCAUUAGCCUAAAAGUGAAGAAGAUUAAGUUUGUGUGAGAAAAUUGAAAACAUGAAUGAUCCAGAGCCCUGCAGAAUAAAACAGGAAGAUAUUGAACAACAAAUAGACCUAAAAGAAGAGAACAAGGAGGUUGAAACAGGGGAGAAACAUCAGGUCAAAACUGAAGAUCUAUCCUGGAGCUCCUCACUGAAAAAUGACAUUUUAUGUUUCACUUGCUUUCACUGUGGAAAGGGUUUCUCAUGCGAGCGGAAUCUUGAGAUUGAGAUAAUAUUUCAUUUUGGAGGGAAGCCUUAUGCAUGUGAUGAGUGCGAGAAGAUUUUUACAAUAAACGGAAACCUUAUUGAACACAUAAAAAGUCAUACCGCAGAGAAGCCACACAAAUGUGAUCAAUGUGGGAAGAGUUUUGCACAAAAAGGUAACCUUAGUGUACACAAGAAAAUCCACACUGGAGAGAAACCAUAUGCAUGUGACCAAUGUGGGAAGUGUUUCAUACAAAAAGUACCUUUUAAUGAUCACAUGAAAAUCCACACUGGAGAGAAGCUGCACACAUGUGAUCAGUGUGGGAAGAGAUUUUCACAAAAAAGAAACCUUAGUGAACACAUGAAAGUCCACACUGGGGAGAGGCCGUUCACAUGUGAUCAGUGUGGGAAGAGAUUCACACAUAAAGGUAACCUUAAUGAACACAUCAAAAUCCACACUGGAGAGAAGCCAUAUGCAUGUGAUCAGUGCGGGAAGUGUUUCAUACAUAAAACAAACCUUAACGAACACAUGACAAUUCACACGGGAGAGAAACCGCACAUCUGUGCUCAAUGUGGGAAGAGUUACGCACAAAAAGGAGGCCUUAGAGAACACAUGAAAAUCCACAGUGGACAAAAGCCACACACAUGUGAUCAAUGUGGGAAGAGUUUCAUAAAAUCAGGUGUUUAUAAAGUACAUCUUCUUACUCAUUCCAGAGAAAGGCUAUAUAGCUGUGAUCAAUGCGGUAAAAAGUUUUUUAGGGCAGAUUUCCUUAAGGAUCACAUGAAAGUUCAUACAAAGGAGAAGCCUUACGUGUGUUCUUUGUGUGGAAAGAGUUUUAGUCAGAUGAGUACUUUAAAAUUGCACCAGAAAAGACACAGCGGUGUGAAGGAUCAUGUUUGCUCUGAAUGUGGUAAGGCUUUUUUUACGGAUGGUGCACUGAAAGUGCACAGGACAGUUCACACUAGAGAAACACCUUACAAGUGUUCACACUGUGACAAGAGCUUCAAACGCUCAGAAUAUCUGAGGAUACAUGAGAGGAUCCACACUGGAGAGAAGCCGUAUCACUGUCCUUCAUGUGGGAAGAGUUUCACUCAUUUUUCUUCUCUAACCGCGCAUAAAAAAAUUCACGUCUGAGAUUUUAUAGCAAUUACAGAGUAGUAGUUAGAGUUCUGAUCUGUAACGCUGCAUAAAACAAGUAUAUUGAGAAUUGAUUGAUCAAAGAUUAUUAGAACAAGUUAGAACUGAUUGUUGAUUAUUUCAGAAUAUUUUUUUUAAUCAUUUGUUCUAAUCAUUUUAUUAUUAUUAUUCAACCUUCCCCCCAUGGCCAUAUCCCACCUGAACAACUCACAACCUCUCACAGUACUGUACAUCUGUAAAUAACUUCAUCUGUAUAUAGCACAUAUACACAUUCACAGUUCUUUCAAUGGACAUUUUUGCUUUUUCUGUAUAUUUUUAUUACUGUUUUUAUUAAUAAUUUAUUGUCUAUUUUCUCUAGCAGUAGUGUUUUAUUAACAUAUUUUUAUGUAUCUUCUGCACUAUGUUUGCACUUGCUGUACUGGAAGCUCUUAACGCCAAGACAAAUUGCUGAUGUGUGUAAACACAAUUGGCAAUAAAGCUCUUUCUUAUUCUGA
This is a messenger RNA of Carassius gibelio (silver crucian carp), 1969 nucleotides long. Its product is annotated as gastrula zinc finger protein XlCGF57.1-like. The record is from RefSeq and is a predicted model, not a curated record. Gene Ontology annotation, cellular component: nucleus. Bases 150 to 1472 code for a protein of 440 amino acids. Gene Ontology annotation, biological process: regulation of transcription by RNA polymerase II. NCBI's taxonomy places the organism in Eukaryota, Metazoa, Chordata, Actinopteri, Cypriniformes, Cyprinidae. The transcript is spliced from 3 exons. Gene Ontology annotation, molecular function: DNA-binding transcription activator activity, RNA polymerase II-specific; RNA polymerase II cis-regulatory region sequence-specific DNA binding.